This is a messenger RNA of Cornus florida, 2053 nucleotides long. RefSeq lists its product as uncharacterized. Bases 163 to 1695 code for a protein of 510 amino acids. Gene Ontology annotation, molecular function: ribosomal large subunit binding. The record is from RefSeq and is a predicted model, not a curated record. Lineage: Eukaryota; Viridiplantae; Streptophyta; Magnoliopsida; Cornales; Cornaceae. The transcript has 3 exons. Gene Ontology annotation, cellular component: cytoplasm; nucleus. Gene Ontology annotation, biological process: ribosomal large subunit export from nucleus.
UCAAAACCCUAAUUCAUAAGUAAUCUAUCUAAACGAAGCACCUGAUUUUUCCUUCACUUUUCCUAUACUUAUGAAUUAGGGUUUUGAAGAAUUACCUGAUAUAUAUAUAUUUUUUGUAAUAAUUUAUUGAAAGAGAGAGAACAACUACGACCAUCUAGAGCAAUGGCUGAAGAAGCUGGUAUGUUUACGGUACAUCAAACCAUCGGUAAUGUUUUAUGUUGCAAGUGUGGUAUUGCAAUGCUACCAAAUGCUGCAAAUAUGUGUGUCAAGUGCUUACGUUCUGAAGUUGACAUCACUGAAGGUUUACAAAAGCAUGUCAUCAUCAUACACUGCCCUGAGUGUGAUACCUAUCUGCAGCCACCAAGAACUUGGAUUAAAGCCCAACUAGAAUCAAAGGAGCUCUUGACAUUCUGUGUGAAGAGAGUGAAGAAUUUGAAUAAAGUUAGGUUGCUACAUGCUGAAUUUAUUUGGACUGAACCCCACUCCAAGAGAAUGAAGAUCAAACUGAGAGUUCAGAAAGAGGUUCUGAAUGGAGCAAUACUCGAACAAGCUUAUAUUGUUGAGUACGUUGUGCAAGAACAAAUGUGUAAAUCUUGUUCUAGGGUACAGGCCAACCCCGACCAGUGGGUCGCUGCAGUGCAGCUACGUCAGCAUGUUCCUCACAGGCGAACUUUCUUCUAUUUGGAACAGGUAAUUCUUAAGCAUGAUGCUGCAGCCCGUUCGAUAAGAAUUAAGCAGAUGGAUCAGGGUAUUGAUUUCUUUUUUGCUAAUCGGAGUCAUGCUGCAAAGUUUGUGGACUUUCUGGGCAAAGUUGCUCCAAUAAGGAGUCGUCAUGACAAACAACUCAUAUCUCAGGAUACCAAGAGCAAUAAUUACAAUUAUAAUUAUACUUUCUCUGUUGAAAUCUGCCCAAUUUGCCGUGAGGACUUGAUCUGUCUCCCUCAAAAAGUUGCAAAUAGCUUGGGAAAUCUUGGUCCUCUUGUGAUUUGCACAAAAGUGAGCAACAGUAUUGCUUUACUGGAUCCGUUUACUUUGAGGCACUGUUUCUUGGAUGCUGACCAGUAUUGGAGGAUGCCCUUUAAGCCUCUACUUUCUAGCAGGUGGAUUGUAGAAUACAUAGUAUUAGAUGUGGAGGUUGUCCCUUCAGAAGUUAACAUUGGUGGCUCAAAAUAUGUUUUAGCUGAUGCCCAAGUAGCUCGUGUAUCCGACUUUGGGAAGAAUGAUACAAUUUUCUCUGUAAGAACACAUUUAGGCCAUCUUUUAAACCCAGGGGAUUAUGCUUUUGGUUAUGACUUAUAUAGGGCUAACAGUAAUGAUAUUGAACUGGACAAGUACAAAGGCCUUGUCCUCCCUGAUGCAAUUUUAAUUAAAAAGAGCUUUGAAGAGAAGCGCCAAGGGAAGCAUGGGAAGCCUCGUGCAUGGAUGCUUAAAUCUGUUAACAUGGAAGUGGAUAACUCCGCUAAAGGUGGUAGAGUUGAAGAAGAGAAGAUGAACUCAGAGUAUGAACAGUUCUUGAACGACUUGGAGGAGAACCCUGAUAUGAGGUUUAAUAUAUCGUUAUACCAUAAUAAAGAAUACCAGCUAUCAGAGAUGUCUGUGACUGACGGAGAGGAUGUGCCUUCUGUGCCUUUGGAAGAGCUGCUUGCUGAUCUUGAUUUAAGUGAUUUGGAAGUUGAGGGUAGCACGAGGGAGUGAAUUGAAGCUGUUUUUGUUCCCAUGGAUGUUCUAAAAUUUACUAGAAGUUAAUGGUUCACAGUCAUAAAUGCGCACCCAAGGCUUUGGCAUCUGUAUAUGAGACAAGCUGCAUUUUCUCCUUUGCUGAGUCUCAGUGUGGAGAUUUAAGUUUUGCUGGUUGUGUUCUCAAGAUGGAGGUCACCAUAUGCUUGCCGUUUAGUAUGUUGCUUUCAAUCGAAACAAUGUUUCUUGCUUCUGUUUCUCUUACCGUUUUAUUUCUAUUUCUUCUUUUGACAUGUAUGUGAAGGUCUUUGUAAAAUAGCAUCUUGAUACACUUGGACAUAUGCCAAAUUAUUAUAGGCUUCAUAUUCUUUCUCUA